GGCUGGCCGCUUCGAGAUGGACGGCGGCAGGAUCCGAAAGGUGCCCAAGGGCGCGCGUCGCCCGCGCCACGAGGGCGCCAAGGCAGACACCGACGUUGCUGUCUCGAGGAGGCCAGAGCACGGGGCACUGCGAGCGGCCUCGUCGGGGGCGUCGUCCUCUCGCUCGGCGCGACGGCCGGACUCCGCGUCCCGGUCGCCCUCGCCCGCGCCGGCGCACACCGGCGAGGACGAGGCCCUGGCCGAGGUUUGCCAGAGCUCAUUGAAGGUGUCCGGGGACAUGGUGGUAACGGAGGCCACCGAGGCAGAGGCUGCCGCGUUGGAGGCGGCCGCCGACGGGCCGCCGAAGGCGGCGAAGCAGAGCGCGCCGGCGGAGGAGCCCGGGCAGCCUCCGAGGCCGCCGCCGCCGCCGGGGGACGGCUGGACCAAGUACCAGGACAACGGGGCAAAUUGGUGGUACUACGAAGGGCCGCUUGGGCAGUUCUGGUGUCAGGAGAACUCGAAGGAUAUACUACCUUACGGCGAGAUUUCGGUGCGCUUACCAUGCCUUUCUCGUAGAAUCUCGAGGCAGGGAGAGAGGAGAAUAAGAGAAAGAAGAAGUAUGAGUGUUGGUUCAGUUUAAUUGGUUGGGCCUCCAGUCACCCAACGUCUUAACGUGAUGCUUGACACAUUCUUGCAAAAGAGCGGACUGCCACGUCCAUUAUGUAUUGAGGUCGUUUUGCAUCAGCUUUUGCAGAAGCAGCGCUUACGAUUCGAAUGUGGAGCGUACAUGUUAUAGAAUGGCAUGGUUCCUCCUGGGCUGGGACCGUUGAGCGCCCCUCUAGCACAUGUAUGCUUGUAUUCAUAAGUUACAGUCGGGGCCCUGAAGAAGGAACCCUUUUCGUUGGAGAGGGGUUCGGCGUUCCUUGAUUGUUCUGC
Messenger RNA from Prorocentrum cordatum, 915 nucleotides. Lineage: Eukaryota; Dinophyceae; Prorocentrales; Prorocentraceae. The record is from the annotation of a GenBank genome assembly.